AUGCAGACAUAUAGUUUGAUAUUUCGAACGACUGUUGCCAUAUGUCUUUUCGUUUUAAAUUUUGCCACAUUAACGAAUAAUUAUGAUUUUUCCGAUGAACAAUUCGAAAUUCUUUUCAAAAAUUGGCUUGGAAACAAUCACAGUCAAUACGAUUCAUUGGAUGAAUAUCAACGAAGAAUGAGUAUUUUCAAAGAGAAUUAUUUUAAAAUUCAACAACUCAAUGAAAACCAUGGGCAUGGUGCGAUGUUUGAGUUGAAUCAAUUUGCUGAUCAAGCAGAACAUGAAUUUCGAAAUACGAUUUUAAUGCAGUCUCAAACAUCACCUAUACAUUCAGCAUCGAGGUAUAUGAAGUUUCCGACUGUUGGAGAUGUUCCUAAUUCGUUCGAUUGGCGAGAUUAUGGUGCAGUUACACCUGUAAAAGAUCAAGGAGCAGUACGUACAUGUUGGGCUUUUUCAGCUGUUCAAAAUGUCGAAGGUCAAUGGUUUAUGAAAAGUAAAACAUUGGCAGAGUUAUCUGUUGAGCAAAUAGUCGACUGUGAUGAUAUGCAAAAGCCUGAUUCAGGACAAGCUGACUGUGGUAUCUAUGGUGGUUGGCCAUAUCUUAGUUUUCAAUACAUGAUGCGUCAAGAUGGUAUUGAAUCCGAAUCAACCUAUCCUUAUUGUGCUGGAUUGAAAAAUCCAUGUAAACCUUGUAAUGCUCCCGGUUAUAAUAAAACCUUAUGUGGUCCUUCCGUACCAUACUGUUUAAUCAAAGAUAGUUGUGAAAGUAAACUUGACACAACAAAAUUUAUAUCUGGUCUUAAAGUAGUCGAUUGGAAAGCAAUUAAUGAAGAUGAAACAAAUAUUGCAGGUGCUUUAAUGAUUGCUGGUCCGUUAUCGGCUGCACUGAAUGCUGAACAAUUACAAUUCUAUCGCGAAGGAAUUUUCAAUCCACCUGUUUGUAAUCCGAAAACCCUUGAUCAUGCUGUACUUCUCGUCGGCUGGGGGGAAGAAGGAUCUACGCCUUAUUGGAUUGUGAAAAACAGUUGGGGUGUUAAUUGGGGCGAACAUGGUUAUUUUCGUAUUCUACGCGGUACAGGCACAUGUGGCAUUAAUACUCAAGUAACAACUGCUAUACUUCAUUAG
Messenger RNA from Rotaria socialis, 1125 nucleotides. The record is from the annotation of a GenBank genome assembly. Lineage: Eukaryota; Metazoa; Rotifera; Eurotatoria; Philodinida; Philodinidae.